GACAUUAUAUACUGAUAUUAACCUAACUUUUUAAAUUUAGUGUUGACAUUUGUGAGAUUUUUGUAUUUAUAUUCGUUUGUCAAUAUCAUAUGAAUAAUUGGUGACUAAUUUUCAAAAACUAAGUUAAAUUGUCAGUGAUUUCUUUAGUACUACAGUAAUAAUUUUUGUGUAUAUACAACAAAUAAACAAUGGAGUGGUUAUUUGGGAAAAAGGUUACUCCAGAGGAGAUGCUUAGAAAGAAUCAGAGGGCCUUAAACAAAGCCAUGAGAGAUCUGGACAGAGAAAAAAUGAAGAUGGAACAGCAAGAAAAAAAAGUUAUUGCAGAUAUAAAGAAAUUAGCAAAAGAGGGACAGAUGGAUGCUGUAAAAAUAAUGGCUAAGGAUCUAGUUAGAACGAGAAAAUAUGUUAAGAAAUUUAUGUUAAUGAAAGCAAACAUACAGGCAGUGUCCUUAAAAAUUCAAACAUUACGGUCUCAAAAUUCCAUGGCCCAAGCAAUGAGAGGCGUCACUAGAGCAAUGCAGAGUAUGAAUAGGCAGCUUAAUCUUCCUCAGAUUCAGAGAAUAUUGCAAGAAUUUGAAAAGCAAAGUGAAAUAAUGGAUAUGAAAGAGGAAAUGAUGAAUGAUGCUAUUGAUGAUGCAAUGGCUGAUGAUGAAGAUGAAGAAGAAAGUGAUGCUAUUGUUUCACAAGUAUUAGAUGAACUAGGACUGCAAUUAAAUGACCAAUUAUCCGGUUUACCUCAAACAGCUGGUUCCUUGCCAGCAAGUGGUCAGAAACAACCGGUUGCUGCUGCAGCUGCAACUGGAGGAGGUGGUGGUAAUGGAGCAGUAUCUGAUGCAGAUGCUGAUUUACAAGCUAGAUUGGACAACCUACGAAGAGAAUGAUUUUUUCAGGUAAAUACUACUUACUAUUUAAUAAUUUGUGCAAACUAGAGCUGUAUUAAACAAAGAGCACCUAUUAAUGAAAGUAACUUAAUAAACACUUUAAUUUUAUAAGAGUACUGUUAUCUAAAUGUUUAUAACGUGUAUUGCUUAUGUUUUUUGUAAUAAAUAUUUUACUUAUUUUUUUGGCCAGA
Messenger RNA from Agrilus planipennis (emerald ash borer), 1072 nucleotides. RefSeq names its product charged multivesicular body protein 2a (gene Vps2). Lineage: Eukaryota; Metazoa; Arthropoda; Insecta; Coleoptera; Buprestidae. Gene Ontology annotation, cellular component: ESCRT III complex; multivesicular body. Gene Ontology annotation, biological process: endosome transport via multivesicular body sorting pathway; late endosome to vacuole transport; protein transport. The record is from RefSeq and is a predicted model, not a curated record. Bases 189 to 881 code for a protein of 230 amino acids. The transcript is spliced from 3 exons.